UCUCGGGACUCUUGUGAGCGUUAAAUGCAGUAACAUACGGAGCAUGUCCGAAUCUCAUUCAUCAUGUCUGCCAUCAAGCUACGAAAAUUUCUUGACCACCGCCCUGUGAUCCCACCCAGCGUAUUCGUGGCUCGUCAAGGGAAGGACGUGCGGGGCUGCCUCCCGGGGCAGCUGGCAAGAGUCCAUUGGGACUACAGCGUAAUGACAUCUCCCAGACCUUUCACAGACUGGGCAAUCCCACCUGAGACAGAAGAUCAAUGUCAACCUCAACUAGACCAGCAGACCCUCAUUCGAUAUAUUUGUUUUAGAAGAUAUUCAGAGCCUGCAGAAUCAUGGUAUAAAGAAAGCACGUACCAAAGAGACUAUUGUCUGCCAUUUUACAACCUUGACUGGGACCAGAAGUUGGCCACAGUUUCGCAGAAUCCACAGCCGCUUGUGGAGUCGCUGCCGGAGUUCUACUGUCGUGAAGAGGGACGGCGCUGGAGUGAGGAAUUUCAAACUCACCGUGGCAUUGGGGCACCUCUGGCGUCCUUAGGCCCACGGCCCUCCCCUCUGGCCCGGGACGGGCCUGGCCGCCUCCGGUCUCCUGCCGCACAGCAGCCCCGCCGGCCCUUCGCUCACUUGGUCCGGUUGCUGCAACCUCCCCAGUUUCUCCAAGUGUCCCUCUGA
Messenger RNA from Phyllostomus hastatus (greater spear-nosed bat), 669 nucleotides. It is a transcript of the gene SPMIP3, whose product is annotated as chromosome unknown C1orf100 homolog. The transcript has 6 exons. Bases 64 to 669 code for a protein of 201 amino acids. Lineage: Eukaryota; Metazoa; Chordata; Mammalia; Chiroptera; Phyllostomidae. The record is from RefSeq and is a predicted model, not a curated record.